Messenger RNA from Saccoglossus kowalevskii, 968 nucleotides. RefSeq names its product transmembrane protein 62-like. Lineage: Eukaryota; Metazoa; Hemichordata; Enteropneusta; Harrimaniidae. Gene Ontology annotation, molecular function: hydrolase activity. The record is from RefSeq and is a predicted model, not a curated record.
UUGAAAUGUUAGAUGCAUGUUCAGAAAUUGUAGUACAUAGAUGACAUAAUGUUGCAUUAUGAUCGACGACAUACAUGUAUGCAUGGAGCUUGUAGCUAUCAUCACCAAUGUGGCAUCUACGUCCGAUCAUCUCGGUGAUUUCUAAAACUGAUUUAUAGCCUUUUUUAUUAUUAGAAUAGAAUAAAGCUCUCAUACAUGGACGUUUCUGAGAUAUAAAGUCAUACCCAAAAUAAAAGGCGCAGAGGAGACACUUUAUCAUUGGGAGGACUUUAUAUCCACAAGAUUGCGUGUUGCAUUUAUAUACAUGGAAUAUAGCUUGGAUAGUGACGUUAAUUAUGGCUAGACUUUGGAAGAAAUUGGUGAUUUUCGCAUUGGCAGCUUUUGUUGUAACAGUUUAUAUUGUGGUUAGUAUCUGGAAUUAUUUAACAGUGCCCGUCAACGUCGGUAUCCACAGGAAUGACCAUCAACCGCCAUUUCCUGGAAACACUGCAGAUAACAUUUGGUGGUUUGUACAGAUUUCUGACAUACAUCUGAAUGAGAUGGAGAGCAGUUCAAGAUAUCAUCAUCUACAACAUUUCUGUAUGAAAUACAUUGACAUUAUUCAACCCAAGUUAGUAUUGGUUACUGGAGAUUUGACUGAUUCUAUGUAUAAAGGUCACGUCGGACAAAGAAAAAUAGAUUGGCAAAAGUAUAGACAAAUUCUAGAAGACACUGGAGUGGUGAACAAAACAGUUUGGUUGGAUGUGAGAGGAAAUCAUGAUGUGUAUGAUGUGAUCUCUGCUGACAGUAACCAACACUUUUACAGGAAUUUCUCUCAUCGUGGACGGCAAGGUGAAUCCCAUUUCCUGUAUCAAGUCAAGUCAUCUUUUGGAAUAUAUUCUUUCAUCUAUAUUAAUGCUGUAAGAUUACCUGCAUCAAAAAUACCAUUUAAUUUCUUUGGUUAUCUCAAUAAAGAAUUACCUAGUUAA